AAAUAAUCUUUGGCUCGUUAAUAUAAAGGUAAAAUGAAACGGCCAGAGCACUUGAUAUUUUAAUUUCCUUGACUCAUAAUAUUAAUUACAUUUAAACAAGCCUAGUUGAAGACGUUUAAAAUGGGACGAAAUGUGAUGAUAGCCAUAACUGGCCUGAUGAUCGUGUACGGAACUGCAUCAAAAGAAAUAUCUAAGUCAAAUGAAGAUUUUAUAAAACUUCAUUACGACAACGUUGAAAAGAUAGAAGAUUCUGAUAUACUGGAUGCGGAAGAUAAAAUUAUAUCAUUGUCAAAUACUACUCAAUCCAUUAAUAAUAACUAUACUACUCCAAUGUUCCCUAACAAUACGUCAUCUGGUUCGCCAAAUUUAACUACGCCAUACUACCCUAACAAUACUACUCCAAAUUAUCUAAAUUACACUUCCCCCGUCUAUCCUAACUACACCACGCCAAACUACCCCAACUAUACUACCCCAAAUUAUCCUAAUUUUACUACUCCAGUCUAUCCUAACUACACUACUCCAGUCUAUCCUAACUAUACUACUCCUAAUAAUCCUAACUACACUACACCAAACUACCCUAAUAAUACCACCCCAAAUUAUCCUAAUUAUACUACUCCAAACUAUCCUAAUUACACUACUCCUAACAAUCCUAACUACACUUCUCCAGUCUAUCCUAACUACACUACGCCGAACUAUCCUAAUAAUACUACCCCAAAUUAUCCUAAUUUUACUACUCCAAACUAUCCUAAUUACACUACUCCUAACAAUCCUAACUACACUACUCCAGUCUAUCCUAACUACACUACGCCGAACUAUCCUAAUAAUACUACCCCAAAUUAUCCUAAUUUUACUACUCCAAACUAUCCUAAUUACACUACUCCUAACAAUCCUAACUACACUUCUCCAAUCUAUCCUAACUACACUACGCCGAACUAUCCUAAUAAUACUACCCCAAAUUACCCUAAUUUUACUACUCCAAACUAUCCUAAUUACACUACUCCUAAUAAUCCUAAUUACACUUCUCCAGUCUAUCCUAACUACACUACGCCGAACUAUCCUAAUAAUACUACUCCAAAUUAUCCUAAUUUUACUACUCCAAACUAUCCUAAUUACACUACUCCUAACAAUCCUAACUACACUACUCCAAUCUAUCCUAACUACACUACGCCGAACUAUCCUAAUAAUACUACCCCAAAUUAUCCUAAUUUUACUACACCGAACUAUCCUAAUUACACUACUCCUAACAAUCCUAACUACACUUCUCCAAUCUAUCCUAACUACACUACGCCGAACUAUCCUAAUAAUACUACCCCAAAUUAUCCUAAUUUUACUACUCCAAACUAUCCUAAUUACACUACUCCUAAUAAUCCUAACUACACUACUCCAGUCUACCCAAACUACACUACACCAAACUACCCGAAUUAUACUACUCCAAAUUAUCCCAACUUCACUACUCCAAAUAAUCCUAACUAUACUACUCCAAGCUACCCUAAUUAUACCACUCCAAAUUAUCCUAAUUUUACUACCCCAGAUCCUAACAAUACUACACCCUUUGACCCAUCAAUUGACAUAUUAGUGAAUAGGUACAUAGAAGGUAUUAGGAAAUUAUCCAACGAGUAUUGGAGGAACUUGCACCACAAUCAGCCUUAUAACAAGAAUUCCAAACAAGAGUCAAAACCAAACAAUAGAGAAAUUGAUACCUAUUUGAACAUUAUUGAAUAUAAAACAGAAUUUUUUGCUGAAGAUGUGAAAAACAAGUACCAUGAUUCAAUACAUCAUAAUUUUCAAGAGCAUAGAAAUUAUAAGACCAAUGAGCACAAACAUAAUCAUAGAAGACACGGAUAAAUAAUAAUUACUGUUAAUGGCAAACAUUUUUUUUCCUAGUACAUAUAUCAAAGCAUAAUAUAAUAAUAUACCUUAAAAUAAUUUACCUUAAAACAUUAAAACCAUAUCAUAACUAAUCAUAAUAUUGUAGUAAGCUAGUCCUAGUCCAAUUACCGGAAGAUGUUCCGUCAGAAUAUUUUAAUAAUUUUAAUAAAGGAAAGACAUACGGAAAUUAUACUUAAAUGUGUUAGACUGAGACAGGGGCGGAUCCAGGUUUAGGGAAAGGGGGGAGGGGGGCUGAACUCUAAAGCCUUUACUCAAAGUACAUAGUCCAGAGUCGUUUGUGACAAAAUAAAUUAAUAAUAUUGUAUUAGUUGACUGAACUCAAGGGGGGCUUGAGCCCCUGAAGCACCCCCGUGGAUCCGCCACUGGACUGAGACAUCUCUUGGGUUUUUCUAAAAACUAAUAUAGUUCUUUCCUUGGACUAAACAAAAAUAAAGCAAAAGUGCUCUUGUCAUGAGUGACGUAGAAGCUUUUUAGGCGCAGAACCUUUCCCAGAACGCAGAUAAUCAAAACAAAACGAGAAGCAUUAUUAAAUGAAUUUAUCAAAGAAAUACGUUUAUUUUCUUAACUCGUAGAAUAUUUACAGUAUGACGAUGACGCAUUUGUCUUCUUCCGUAAAUGGGACUCUACCAUAUUUUUAAAAUUUGAUAAAAAAAUAAAUACAGAACAAAAAUUAAUAUCAAUUAAGAAAAUAAACUCGGAAUUUUCAAAACAAAACAAAGCAGAAAAAAAGUUAAUUUAGCUUUAACAGGUAUGCCAUUGCUUGUAAUUUACCUAACAUGUAAUAAUAAUGUAAAUACCAUGUAAAUACGAUAUGAAGUACAUCAGCCAUAUAAAAAUAAAUUUGUAUUCCAUGAAA
Molecule: messenger RNA, 2746 nt
Organism: Sitophilus oryzae (rice weevil)
Lineage: Eukaryota; Metazoa; Arthropoda; Insecta; Coleoptera; Curculionidae
Product: mucin-2-like
Exons: 2
Coding region: 121-1845 (574 amino acids)
Source: RefSeq, a predicted model, not a curated record